This is a messenger RNA of Symbiodinium natans, 2796 nucleotides long. The record is from the annotation of a GenBank genome assembly. NCBI's taxonomy places the organism in Eukaryota, Dinophyceae, Suessiales, Symbiodiniaceae.
AUGGAAGGGGGUUGCUUCUUGUACUUAGGAUGCUUUGCCUGGGCGGCAAGUGACAUCGCUUUCAACGAACGAGCCGUGCAGGAUCGCAUGCGGCUUCGACGCAUGCUCGAUGGCCUUGGGCUGCCGCAAGGACUAAUACUAUACCCGAGGGCUGUCCCAUUCGCACCCAGUUUGAGUGCGGCGCAGAAGUGUUUGGACUUGCUGGAGAAGUGCUUGGCGGAUUGCAAGGCUGCUCCUUGGUCUCCAUCUAGCAUUGUCUGUCUCGAGCUUUGGCUCAAAAGGUCGAUCUUGCGAAGGUACGUCGAUGGUCUUGCGGCCUUGGAGGAACUCACCGAACCAGGUCCGGUGGCGCACGGGAUUCUGACAUUUCUGAGAGGUGGACGUUAUGAUGAAGAGUUGCGGCAGCUGCCGACGGACAGGCUGCAGCAGCUUCUGAAAUGUGUGCAGGAGCUGAUCAGGAGCUCGGUAGGGGCUGAGGGCGAUGACACAAGGGAGCACGGCCUUUGGCGCCGCGUCCGGCAUACUACCCCAGAGUUGGAUUAUUACUUUCUCCAGGCACAGAUCGAGCUCUUGCUGGCUAAGAGUGCUCUUCAGCAUCCUUCAGGAGCCGCGGUUGUCCGAUCCACUGCCAUCCGUGCCUUGCAAGAUCAGGACACGCAAGCGGUGCCAGAUACUUGGGUUCGUGUCGAUCAAGUCUCCAACCCCACCCCGAGCUCUACAUCCUUGCUUUCCGCAGACACAUCAACGCAUCGUUGCUUCGUGCUCAACUAUAUGUUUAAGACACAAGAUGAUCGCUGCAUCAACGGCCGAGCCUUGCGCAAGGGCUCCCGCGUACUUGCUGCAGAUGGCUCCCUUCUGGAAGUCGCCUCGCCGCCGGAGCAGCACGAGACCCGGGCCACGGUGCUUCUGCAAGCCGGCGCUGCGACGCUGCAGGUGACACUGGACCACCGCAUUGUCUUGCCUGACGGCGGAAUUGUACCGGCAAAGGAGCUCCAACUUGGCAAUGAGGUGCUUGUGGGUGGCGAACGAGCCGUGCUGACCAAGGUUGAUAUCCUACUGGAUCCCGUCGUGGUGUUGAAGAUUGCCUUCAAUCCCGAUCUGCCCGUUGAGGCUUUCGCGCCUCCACCGGCAAUCCUGAGCCAUGGUCACAAGCAGAAGAAGGCACGGCGCAGUCGGAUGAACCGCCGGGGUGCAACUGAGACGCCGACGCCCCUGUCCUACACGGGACAUUCGGUGUCCCCGGCCCUCUACCCUUGCGUCGCGGCAUCGGCUCGCGGCUUCUGCGCGCCGUGCGCCUUGGCAGCUGAGCAGAUGGCGGACGCGGGGCAGCGCGGCAUCAGCAAGCUGAGCUUGCACGUCCAUGUGAGGAAUGAGGCAGCCAUUGCGCUUUACAGCUCGCUCGACUUCAGGACUGUCAUCACGAAGCCGAACUACUACCACCGGAGCGUGGCGGACUCAGCACUGGGAUGCCCAUUAGUACUUGCACCCAGGACAUGUAUCUACUCCAAGAACAGCCCAGACUUGCUGCUGAGGCUCGAAAGCCAGGUCGAGUUUGACGGCGGCUUGUCGGCCGACAUGAAGCUUCGCCAGGACGAAGCCGACGCCAGCUCCCGAGUUAUCCGGGUGAUCAACUACAAGGCCCAGGUGCCACCGCGAGACGUAGAUGGGCUGAAGCAGCUGCUAGAGACGGAGGAGAGAGCCAUAUUGUUUUCCGUUGAUUGCUUGGGCCUGGGAGGUACAGAAAUGACCCAUGUGGUGGAGGAGCUAUCUAGUUUGCGAUCCACGUAUCGCGAUGUGUUGGACGAGGAGCCGGCUUGCGUAGCAAGCGUUUGGGAUCCGGACGCGCAGCGGCAGAAUGCAGUCCAGAGAGGCGCCAGUAACACGCUCAAGCUUUGCUACCCAGACGCAAUUCUGUACAGGGGCCUGGCUGGGAAUCCCAGUGAAGUGACCAAGGACGACAUCCUAAAGACCCUAACCUCGUGGGCCUAUUCGACUGAUCCCUGCUGGCAUCACAUCCUUGAAAUUACCGUGGAGUCGCCAACCAACCUUGCGAGUGAUGUCUACUUCAUUGAGAAUGCCCGAAUACCUUCUGCAGUACUUCCUGCAGGUGAUACAGGUGACACUGAGGCGGCCACAGAGGAGGGCGAAGAGAGGAGGGAGUUGUCGGUGGAGAUGCUAUCGGGUGAGAGAGUACAACUUGGGAUGAAGGUCCCUUUCACAGUUGCCGAUGUGAAGCCGAUGCUGGAACGGCGUCUGGGCAUUCCGUCGCUCCUGCAAAAGAUCAUUGCAGGCUCUGAGGAGCUGCCAGAUGAGGCAGAAGUGACUGCGGAUUCCGUGACCCUGAUUCGUCGAGAGCCGCUGCCCAUAGACACAGAGGACUUCCUGCACAGCAUGCUGGAGACAGCAGAUGAGAGCAGUAUACUCCGAAGGUGGCACCGUUUCGACACUUACAGCGACUGGCCGGCCAGCAAGCAAGCGAGGCUGGACUGGGCCAUGUCUCACCGCCAAAUGACGAAUGUGCCCUUGACCACAGAGAACGUGCUUGAGCGUCUCACCGCGUGGCUUGAGCUUGACGAGAGCAAGGCAGGUGUUCAUCCGGACAGUUUCAGGGCUCACGUUGACAAGAUCGUUGCAUUCAUGCAGCACUGCUGUUACAGCCCUUCUCUACUCGUGGCCUACGAGGAUCCCUACGGCCACGAUGAUGACUUCGAGUUUGUCUUCUUCUUUGUGGGGCGACUCCGUGGUGAGAUGCAGACGUUAGUAGUGCAGAGCUUCCUCCUCAACUGCUGGUGCUGA